This is a messenger RNA of Caretta caretta (loggerhead turtle), 2742 nucleotides long. Lineage: Eukaryota; Metazoa; Chordata; Testudines; Cheloniidae. The record is from RefSeq and is a predicted model, not a curated record.
GUAUAUAACAGCGAGGCAGCUGGAAAGAGCACUCAGUCUUUUGAAAACGGCUCUGCGAUCAGGGUCUGAAGGCAGGAGGAGAAGGAGGGGAGAAGCCCGGCCGGUAGGGCCGACUCCCCUCCUCGGGCUCUGACCUCCAGACUUAACCCCGCGGCUGGGGCCGAGUCUCGGGAUGCGGACAGAGACAGCGCCCCCCCGGGCCACUGACAUGCCUGGGUCGUUUGGGGGAGGAGAGCAGCGUGAGCGACUUCAGUCCAGCGUUCCCGAGACUAGCUAGGAAAACCUGCCGCGAUUCUUUCCCCCGGGACUGGCUCGGGCUAGAUCGAAAUGUGCAACGUGCGUAUUGCGGCCGCGGUCGUCAGCAGGCGUAUUGAUGUUGCCUUUGUGUCUGUGCCUUUCUGAAGGCAAAACGUGGAGCUGAAGGAAGGGUGCCUUGCAUUUUAUUUGCAUGCCUAGCAAAGAAAGCACAGCCUGGCUGGAGUCUCUUCGCAACUUUUCACCAGCAGGGGGCCCGAUUCACCUCCUGUUGAAGUUCGAGUGGGCAAAACUUCCACUGAUCUGAAUGGGAGCAGGAUCGGGCCCGCAUAAAGUCAAACUGUUUUCAUCCAUCGAGAGAAUGUGGGAGCUGCUUGAGUGUAACACAAGUGGAAGAGAACGCAGGCUAUCAGGUGCCUGUAGCCGUGCUCCCAGGAUACCUGAACACGCUGAUUUCCACAGCGGACUGGUUUUUCCUUUUGCUAUAGAUCAUUAUGAGUCUGGAAGAUGAAAUCCUCAUCAUUGCGUAGGUUAUUUGGAUUCCAAAUUGACUGGCCAUGAGUGCAAUUGACUUGACUUCCAUCCUUGAUCUUCUGGACGUGGGCAAUUUCUCUGAUAGCAACUGGACGUGCAACAAUGGAGACUGCAUCAUUGUCGAUACACUCUCGUGCCCUAGCACACUUAAUAAAAGUGUCUUAUUGUACACCCUCUCUAUCUUCUACAUCUUUAUCUUUGUGAUAGGGCUGGUGGCCAACUCAGUGGUUGUCUGGGUCAAUCUCCAGGCCAAAGCAACUGGUUAUGAAACCCACCUCUACAUCUUCAAUCUAGCCAUCGCCGACCUGUGCGUUGUCAUCACCCUUCCAGUCUGGGUGGUCUCCCUUGUCCAGCAUAACCAAUGGCACAUGGGAGAAAUCACAUGCAAGAUCACUCACCUCAUAUUUUCCAUCAACUUAUAUGGGAGCAUCUUCUUCUUGGCAUGUAUGAGUGUGGACCGCUACCUCUCGGUUGCCUACUUAACCAACUCCAGUAACCGCAAGAAGAAGAUCAUCCGACGCUUUAUCUGCAUCUUUGUGUGGCUUCUUGCCUUCUCUGUCUCUCUCCCAGACACCUAUUACCUGAAGACUGUCUCUUCAAACAAUGAAACUUACUGCCGCCCUCUCUAUCCAGAGGAGAGCUUCAAAGAGUGGCUGGUUGGCAUGGAGCUCAUCUCUGUUGUGUUGGGCUUUGCCAUUCCUUUUCCCAUCAUUGCUCUUUUUUAUUUUCUCCUUGCAAGGUCCAUCUCUGCCUCCAGUGACCAAGAAAGGAAGAGCAAUGGGAAGAUCAUUUUCUCUUACGUUGUUGUGUUCCUUGUCUGCUGGCUGCCCUACCAUGCGGUCGUCCUGCUCGAUAUCUUCUCGGUCCUUCAUUUUAUACCCUUCAGUUGUCAAAUGGAGAACUUUCUGUAUGCGGCUCUUCACGUCACCCAGUGUUUCUCCCUCAUCCAUUGCUGCGUCAACCCCAUGCUCUACAGCUUCAUCAACCGAAAUUACAGAUACGAGCUCAUGAAAGCCUUUAUUUUCAAGUACUCGGCCAAAACAGGCCUCACCAAACUUAUUGAUGCUUCCAGAGUAUCGGAAGCUGAGUACUCUGCUCUGGAGCAAAAUGCCAAAUGAUCGCCACUCCAUAAGGACUCAUCUUGGACCUUUUCAUACUUGUCUCUGAUGGGGCAUGAAUUCACAGCUUGGAAGAGAAAUAAAGAACCAUAAUGUAAAUUUAGAGUUUUUGAGCAAACCAAAAUCAUGCAUUAUUUUAAUGUGUUUUGUUUUAUCUACUGCUAGCUAAUCCAGCCUUUCUGGACCGAGACCACGGUGCAAAUUCUAUGCAAAUGGGUGAGAAUUUGUAGUAAACAAAGCCAUUGUGUACCACAGGUAUCAUGUGUCUUCAGGAUAGGCUUUUUUUUCCAUGUGUAAAGGAGACCCUCUCUUGGUUUCAUUGUAUAUGUGUUAUAUAGAUAUAGAUAUAUAUAGUGCAUUGUAUUUAAAAACCCAAGACUUUAUUUUCUGGCUGUUGGUGUACCUUAUACAAAUGUAUUUGAAAGUUUAAAUAUAUUUUUAUCAUGUAUUUGAAGUAUAUUGCUGAUAAUUGUAUCCAGAGUGCUGUAGUCUGAAUGUUAGUCCAAUUAUAGUCAAAAUGAAUGACAAAGGAUGACUUUAAUAGCUAUAUGGAGAUUAUGUAUUAUGUGUGUGUUUGUCUACUUUGGCUGGCACACUUUAUUUACAAUAGCUUUGUUGUGGUUUAUACCUAUAUGUAUGGAAAUAAGCUGUAUGUACAGUACUGUGAUAUAGUUUGACAUCAUAUUAAAAUUAACAGUAACGUAAGAGGUUAACUCCCACUUCCAUGUUUCACCAAGCAGUAUCCUUAUGCACAAAAUGAAUGACCUUAUUUCCAAGAGUCCUCUCUAUUUGUAAGUUAUUUUUUUAAAAAAUAAAAAUCUGGAAAAAUACACAA